UGUCUCCCCAACCAAGAAUGAAUGAUUGAGUAACAGAAAGUCUUCAAUUCUAAAAAAAACAGAUAAAAAGCCACUACCUUUUCUUCUCCUUCUUCUUCUUUUCGGAUCGGAUCCGAAAACCAAAGAGACUGUGAAUUGGUAGUGGUGGUGGAACAAUGGCGAAGAAGGCUGUACUGAUCGGGAUCAACUACCCGGGAACAAAGGCGGAGCUGAAAGGGUGCGUGAACGACGUGUGGAGGAUGCAGAAAUGCUUGAUCAACAGGUACGGUUUCUCCGAAGAUGAUAUCACCGUGUUGAUCGAUACAGACUCUUCCUACACGGAGCCUACCGGGAAGAACAUCCGCCGGGAGCUGACUAGACUCGUCCGAUCGGCUGAGUCCGGCGACGUCCUUGUCGUCCACUACAGCGGUCAUGGUACCCGCCUUCCCGCUGAAACCGGUGAGGAUGAUGAUACUGGGUUUGAUGAGUGCAUCGUUCCCUCCGACAUGAACCUCAUCACUGAUGAUGAUUUCAGGGAAUUCGUGGAAAAAGUCUCAAGAGGUGUUAAGCUCACCAUUGUAUCAGAUUCUUGUCAUAGUGGUGGCCUGAUUGAAGAAGCUAAGGAGCAGAUAGGAGAGAGCACCAAAGAAGAAGGGGAAAAGCACUCUGGAUCCGGCUCUGGCUCUGGCUUUGGAUUGUCAAGCUUUCUGCAUCGGACUGUGGAAGAUGCUAUCGAGUCUAGGGGAUUUCACGUUCCUUCAGCAUUGAGCCAUCGCGGACGCAAUAGGGAUGAAGAUGAUAAUGAUGAGGUUGCAGAUAGGGAGAUUGAGCUUCCAGACGGGAGCCGCGGCUAUGUUAAGAAUAGGUCUCUGCCACUCUCAACACUCAUUGAUAUUCUCAAGCAGAAAACUGGGAAGGAUGAUAUUGAUGUUGGGAAAUUGAGACCUACCCUUUUUGAUGUUUUUGGGGAAGAUGCCAGCCCUAAGGUAAAGAAGUUCAUGAAGGUUAUCCUGAACAAGCUCCAACAUGGUGAGGGUGGUGGUGGUGGUGGUGGUGGUGGAGGAAUAUUGGGGAUGGUGGGGAGCCUAGCACAGGAGUUUCUGAAGCAAAAGCUGGAUGAGAAUGAUGAGGGGUAUGCAAAACCGGCCAUGGAGACAGAAGUGGGAAGCAAGCAAGAGGUUUAUGCCGGAUCAGCCAAACGCGGGCUUCCAGAUGGUGGGGUUCUCUUGAGUGGGUGCCAGACAGACCAGACUUCAGCAGAUGCAACUCCUGCUGGAAAUCCUAACAAUGCUUAUGGAGCUUUCAGCAAUGCAAUUCAGGGUAUACUUGAGAAGAGUGAUGGUGAAAUCACAAAUUCAGAGCUUGUUCUCAAGGCUAGGAAGGAGCUGGAGAGGCAGGGUUUCACUCAGAGACCUGGACUCUAUUGCAGUGACCACCAUGUUGAUGCUUCUUUUGUGUGCUGAUCUGUUGUCAUACAGAGAAAAUGUGUUUUAUUUAUUUAUUUUGGUAAAAAAAAAUACAGAGAGAAUGUGUGUGCUACAAACGUUUAGUUUGUAUUAUUUGUUUGCUAAACAAACUUGGUUGGCGGUUGAGAUGUAUUUGAAUUACAGUCCCCAUCUGUGUUGUGUUA
Messenger RNA from Lotus japonicus, 1609 nucleotides. RefSeq names its product metacaspase-4-like. The transcript has 2 exons. The coding region runs from base 156 to 1442 and encodes 428 amino acids. Gene Ontology annotation, biological process: proteolysis. NCBI's taxonomy places the organism in Eukaryota, Viridiplantae, Streptophyta, Magnoliopsida, Fabales, Fabaceae. Gene Ontology annotation, molecular function: cysteine-type endopeptidase activity. The record is from RefSeq and is a predicted model, not a curated record.